Notolabrus celidotus (New Zealand spotty) is the source of this 5989-nucleotide messenger RNA. RefSeq lists its product as uncharacterized. The transcript is spliced from 12 exons. Lineage: Eukaryota; Metazoa; Chordata; Actinopteri; Labriformes; Labridae. The record is from RefSeq and is a predicted model, not a curated record. The coding region runs from base 222 to 2891 and encodes 889 amino acids. Gene Ontology annotation, molecular function: metal ion binding; NAD+ poly-ADP-ribosyltransferase activity.
GACGCCCUCAAGUGGAGGAGAGCAGCGUGACAGCCUGUUCCUGGUAAAUAAAGUUAAGUUUCGUUUUCCAAUCAUCAGAAAUGAAACUCCACAGAUGACACUGAGCUUUCCGAUCGCCGUGAACCCACCAGCCUCACUCCAGCUGCAGUCUAUGCUCGGAGGAGGAAGGAGAGGAAACCUUAUUUCUACAGUCUAUGAAGGAAACCUGAAGGAAACUCAGGAUGGGCGAUAAAGCGAUGGAGACCGAGAUUUUAAAAAUCAUCUGCGCCAAUCAAGGAGCAGUUGAUACGAAGUAUUUGAUGUCAAAUCUCGGAUUUGGAGAGUCUGCGACUGAGAUCAUCAGUAACCCAGAGAAAUUUGCAUUUUGUUGUCCUUUCGGACAGCCGAAGGUGGUGGCCAGGACCAGCCUGAAACUGUGCAGAGCCAAGGCCUGUCUGGGAACAUGCAAAGCGCUGCACCUGUGUAAAAACUUCCUCUUCAGCGGAUCCUGUAAAUUCAGUCAAAUGAGUUAUGGAUGCAAAUACUCCCAUGAUCUGAGCUCCUCUUACAAUCAGACGAUUCUGCAACAGUAUGAGCUGGAGAGUUUAAGCCGGACAGAGCUGUGUACAAUUCUGCUGCAGAGUGAAAACAAUCUCCUGCCUUCUGUAUGCCACAAUUACAACAACGGGCCUGGUUUGUACGGCAAAUGUCUGGAUGGUGAUGUUUGCAGUAGACUGCAUAUCUGUGAAAGGUCCCUGAACCGAGGCUGCAACUGCCCCAAGACUCAUGAUUUCAACGCCCAACAGCCGCUGACUUUCCUGCAGGCAAAAGGCGUUCCUGACGACCUAUUUCCCUGCUUGAAGUCUGUUUAUGCAAACAAAGCGGCUUUGAGGUUCAAUGCCAGAAAGGGUGAUGGGGGCAACAAGGACAACCAGCAGCAGCUGGACUCUGCAGUUGGGGAAAGUUCUGUAGCUACAGACAACAUCGGUACAUCCUGGGUAGCUGGUCAAAACUGGCAACAAAAGGAGUGGCUCAGAGGACGAGGGAGGGGAGGUUUUCGGGGAAAUAGAGGCAACAGAGGUGCUAGGGGCAAUAGGAGAAACCAGGACAACCGUCCACUGCAGAAGAAAACCCUUUCCAGCAGUGACAUUGCUUCUGACUUUGAUUUGAUAGACCUGUACAGCGAUGGUGGACCAACCGAAGGCAACAGUGAUUUGGAACAAGCCAAUAACACUCCUGUAGUUAUCAGAGGGGGAGGUGGCAACCGCCUCAUCUGGAGCAACCAGGGAAACCAACAAGAGCUGCAACAAUCAUCAAGCGACACUGCUGCAGUCAACGCUGAUGCAAACCGUGAUGAUGGACCUUCCAGAAGGUCAAGGCCUGUCAGAGAUAAAACUGAGAUAUGUCUGUACUUCAUCAAAGGCCACUGCAUACAUGGUGAUGAGCGGUGUUACAAAGUUCAUGACAAGAUGCCGUACAGAUGGGAAGUCAACGUGGAUGGUCAAUGGACCGCCCUGGAUGAUAAUGAGACGAUUGAGAAGGCCUAUUGUGACCCCAAAAACACGUACAGUAGCAGCAGUCCAUCUGUGCACUUCGACACGAUGACCCAAGGACAGAACAAAGUGCGACGACUCUCCACCAUGAACUCUCUGCUCCAGCCAGACUUCAUCCACACCACCGAGUGGCUUUGGUACUGGGAGGAUGAGUUUGGAACGUGGAACGUGUACGCUUCAGCGAUUGGUGGACACAAACAAGCAGACAUGGACAGCGAUACACUGGAGCAGAAGUUUCUGGACAACGACAAAGACGUGGUGGUGUUCAAGGCCGGAUCUCAGACGUAUUCUCUCAGUUUCCAAGACAUGAUACAAACAAACCAGCACUAUGGUACCAAGAGGUUGGUGAAAAGACUACCACGCUUUUUCUCUGCAGCGGAUGUCCGGGCAAAGAGAGUGAGAAGGCCUCCAGGUCAAUCAAGUUUCGCUGCUUUACCAGACUACUGGGACAAGACUCAGGUCCCACAAACAGGAUACAAGAGAGUCUCCCUCCUGCCCAGCUCGGAUGAAUUUAAAGAGAUUGAAGCUCUUUUCGGUCAAACUGUAAGAGGCUUUGAUAUCGUCAAAAUCGAGAGAAUUCAGAACAAAGCUCUUUGGGAAGUCUUCCAGUGGCAGAGAAGUCAGAUGGUGAACAACAACAAGGGGCGUAAUGUGACAGAAAAGAAGCUGUUUCAUGGCACGGACUCCAAAUUCGUAGACGUCAUCAGCCACACCAACUUCGACUGGAGAAUCUGUGGAACUCAUGGAACUGCUUAUGGCAAAGGUAGUUACUUCGCCCGGGAUGCCAGAUACUCCCACAACUACACUGGUGACUCUGAUGUGAGAUCCAUGUUUGUGGCACGGGUGCUGGUGGGACACUACACCAGAGGAUCUUCUGACUAUCGCAGGCCUCCUUCCAAAGAUGGUGGAGACAUAAACUUCUAUGACAGCUGCGUAGAUGACGUCCUAACCCCCUCCAUCUUUGUUGUGUUUGAGAAGCACCAGAUCUACCCUGAGUACCUGCUGCAGUACAAGACCACUGACACAGUCUCUGUAAUGUAUGGUACCUCAUCAGGUCCAGCAUAUAGACCAGUUGUUGCACCGACACCAGUUGUUGCACCGAGGCCAGUAAUUGCACCGAAGCCAGUAAUUGCACCGAGGCCAGUAAUUGCACCAACCCCAGCACCUGCACCUAGACUAGCACCCAACCCAAUCUAUCAACCCAGCAGUCCAGCCUACUCCCCACCUAAAUUGUCCUACCAACCCAGCACAUCCACUUACCAAUACCAGACCAGGACACCUGCAAGCCAAUUCACACAGUCUUCUCCCUCCCCAACCCCAAAGCCCAAGAAACAAUCUGACUCCUGUGUCAUUGCUUAGAUUCAGAUAUACCGUGAUGUCAGUUGUUUGUAUUUGAAGGAGCUUGAUGUAGCUACUGCGAAAAGUAAUAUCGUGUUGUCAGUAAAAUAGACAUCAAUUCAAGUAUGCAGUAAAGACUAGACUGACUUUUAACCAACACAUGACAGAAUGACUUUAAGUAUCUGUGUGGAAGAGCUUAGUUUGGUUCUCGUUGGCGACACCUGUGGUGAUGAGCGGUUACUACAGGCGUGUUUUUUCGGACCUGGCUUUAACACAGAUCCUAACUGUGACAUAAAGUUUUAGAUACAGACAAAAUGAAAACCCUGGAUGUUGUUUUUGUUUGUACCGAGGAUGUGUUUAGCUAACUAGUAAGGCUCCAGACAAGGAGUGAGUUUCACUGCUAUAAAGGCUGGUUGAAUAUGCCAGAUCUUUCAAAUAGCUUACAAAUCAUUCAGUGGAAUGAGUAGGAGUAAAGGCUGAUUUAUACUUCUGCGUCGCCCCUACGCAGCAGGGGCUGACGCGGACAUGAGCCCCACAUACUUCUGCGUCGAUGUGUCCGUGUCGCGCAGCAAUUCUCCGCCGAAACGCCUGAGGGCAGUGUGCUCUCUCUGAUAGCCGGUCUCCUACUUCCGGCCCGCUACGAUCUCUGUUUACUUUUCCACAUCGAAUCAGAGCGUUUUAUGCUAAUCUUCAGCUGAUACAUGUUGCUGUUUAUCGUACAGACAUGAUUACAUGAAGAAUAGAGAGGAGGAGAUGAAAUACACGGCCGAUGUGUGGCCGAUGUCCGGGAUCCCGGAAGUGCUGUGAAUGCGGGAAAGACAAAGCCGCCGAGCGGACCAAUCACAGGGCUUGCGGUCCGCGUCGGCUCUACGCGGAGUUACAUUUUGGAGGAGGUGCACGUCAGCUACGUGCGUAGGCCUCUGCGUAGGUACGGGAGCUACGCAGACCUACGGCGUAGGCUACGCCGUCAGUUCGACGCAGAAGUAUAAAUCAGCCUUAACAGAGUAUCCUACAACCCAUCAAUAAACCCUUGUUGGUGUACAUUAUAUUGAAAAAAAUAACUUUUAAAUGAGCUGAAAGUGGAUUAUAAUUACAGUAUAUAAAUAUUUAAAUAAGGGCUAUUUAAGUGUUUUAAGGUUGUUUCACCGAGUGAAAAAAAAGCUGGUAAUACUGACUUCUCUAUAAAAUGUAAGCUGAUAGAGAAAAGUCUACAUGAUAUGAAAUGGAAGUUGUAAUAGCAAAGUUCGGACUCAAAGUAGUGGUACCAGUUUUAAUACUAUCACUGGUACCAUGUUCUGCCACAACAUGGAUUUUGGCAUUACCGCCAUCACUAGUGUGAACACGCGCUUUCGUUAUUUCUGCCCACAUGUUUUGGUUUUAAAGCGCACAUGACUGAUAUUCACUUUCCCAAACACUGAUGCAGUCUUGGUACAGAGUAAAAAAGAUUGUGUAAUGAAGUGAUGACCAACGACAAUGUAGAUAGAAUCCCAGCCUUCUCCAUGUUCCCCUUUCAUGCUACCUAGCAGCAAUGCUCCAAAACAAAGUGCACGUCCUCCUCCUCCUGCGCCUUGUCUCAGAGCAGACGUCAUUACCAGUAGAAAUAAAAUGGGACUCAGCAGUCAGGUGAAAAUGUGCUCCUCUCUUUUCAAGUUUGAUGGCAGGGAGCAACAGCAGCAUUUCUAUUACAACGGCUCUACCUUCUUGCUAACAACUCAAAUAGCAAAAUAAAGAACUGGUCGAUUUCUAGAAGUGCAUUUUGACAAAGAGUUCCAGGGUCUUCCAGCCCCCAGAACUACUUUACCCUGAACUAAAAGGUUCCUGUGCCCCCAUUGUUGUCUGCGUUUCGACCGCGGGCUGAAGUCCAGGGUAGAUUGUGCAAAUCAGGCCAGUGACGUAUGGAUGGCGCUGUUUUGAGGCCAAUCGGCGGCGGCAGCCAUAUUGCUGCUGUUGAGCGAUUGUGACGUAAAGAGGCGGGCUUUGAGCCUCCUAGCCAACAGCUACAGUGUUCCUGCCUGUCAAUCAAGUCAGCUGUGCCUCUCAUUGGAAGACUCGUAAUCUCAAUAUCUUUGAAAUUACCGUGUUAUGAAAAAAUUCACCCCCCGUACAGUGUGAGCCGAUCAAGAAAUGAUCUAUCCAGACUACACUUGUUUUUUGAACCAGGCUGUAAACAUGUUUGUUUCUGCUGUAAAGAUCGGCUUCUUUGAAUUGGUGUGUAUGUGGUUUCUGGUACUUCUGCAGCCAGCCUCAAGUGGAUCCUCGAUGAACUGCAGUUUUUAACACUUCUGCAUUGGACUCAUGUUUUUAGACUGGAGGUUGCUGCUUGCAUAUACCUUCUGUUCAAUUUCAAAAUAAAACACCCGGUAGGAAUCCCAACUAUAUACCACAUCAUAUAGAGAAGAGAUACUUAUUGAUAAUGGAUAUAUUACUUACAGCCACAAAUCUGUGAUUGUUUUUGACCACAUUAAGACUUUUAGCUGUUAGCCUUGUUAACUUCACUUCCUGUGGAAAUUAGGAGUGACAAGAAGACCUGAGAGAAAAUGACGAGCCUGUUAGUCUCGUGUUUUAUACGUCAAAUGUUUCAGCCUCCUCACUGCUCCAUCCAGAUCUGACCUUUUAGUUUUUGGAAGUGGACGUCGUAGAUAAAUGCAUCUUGUUCACACAGAUUUCGUCAAUGAGUUAUUUUUGGUGUUGCUUUGUUGUAUUUUUCUUCUUCUUUCAGUGUUUGCGAAUAUAUAAUAAAAAAACGUUAUUUGUCAUCUAUUUUAAAUAUCAUACGGUUGAUUAAAAAAUCAAAGUCUGUUUAAUGAUAAAUCAACAAAUCCAGUUGCUGUUAACUCAGAAAUCUGCUCAGGAAUUUUUUUAACAAUCCAAAUGCCUCAAAAUAAAUAUUCAGUUACCAAUGUUUGGUGGGGAGUGUUUUAUUCUAACUGAAAUUUGUUCUACACUAUGUUGAGGGCUCAAGUUUCUGAUGCUAGAUUGCAUUAUUUUGACGUUUUCAGUUCUGUGUUCCAUCUUUAAUGUGUCUAAAAAUAUUCCUGUUUUAAAAAUUGUUGAUUUUUGCAAACUAUCAAGUUUUGUGCACUAAAAUAAAUGAAUAAAAUAUUCAUGUCAAAUGUAAA